AUGAAGAUGAGAGUUCUCCCCUGGCCUCUGCCUCGACAGCUCAGCUAUUCCGAUCAACAAAUCGUCAAUGAGCUGAGUCAGUGGCAGAUGGAGAACAACACGACCGUCGGGCUGAGGGACCUGUCAAAGGAGGAGAUCGAGAUGCAGGAGGCGAUUAUGUAUGGUGGGCAUUUUGAACGGUCAGGGGCCAAUGCGCAGAACGAUAGAGCAAGAUUGGAGCAAUUUUGGGUGGACUUGACGCUUGUGAGGACCAAAUUUGCAGAGGACUCGGAGGAGGUGAGGAUGAUCAGGAACAGAAUUGCCGUGCAGCUGGAGAAGAUGGGGCUGGAAUAUGACCAUCGUGUGUGGGACGCCCAGGUUGGAGCGUAG
Molecule: messenger RNA, 369 nt
Organism: Cladophialophora immunda
Lineage: Eukaryota; Fungi; Ascomycota; Eurotiomycetes; Chaetothyriales; Herpotrichiellaceae
Exons: 1
Coding region: 1-369 (122 amino acids)
Source: RefSeq, a predicted model, not a curated record